This is a messenger RNA of Symbiodinium sp. CCMP2592, 1500 nucleotides long. Lineage: Eukaryota; Dinophyceae; Suessiales; Symbiodiniaceae. The record is from the annotation of a GenBank genome assembly.
AUGGGACAGGAAGCAUCGAUUCGCCGUGUUUCUCACCAUCGGCAAGGCCUAAUGCCAGCAGAACGUGUGGAAAUGGGAGUGAAAAGAAAAGGGCACUCUGCCCUUUUGAGCUUCAGCCACUGCUUGCUCAGUGACGCUGCUGUAUCCUCGGGGGCCGCAGAAUCUGCACUCUGCAGCAAAGGUCUCAAUGACAUUUCCACCGAGUGCGAGCAAAUGGGCAUCUUGGCCGGUCGAUUGUCACGCUUUCCAGGACGGGCGGAGUGUGUCAAGUCUGUUAGGUCAGGUCAUCCUGCAUGCUAUGACACGAACUCCACCUUUGCAGCGCUGAGAGAGUCGACCCCUGCGGAUGUAUCGCAGGUUGUGGCGGACCUGAAGAACUUCGCCUCGGACGCUGCUUCGGCAGAGGCCCAGAGGAUGGAGGAACGGGUCAAGGCGGCCUCGGCUAAAGCGGAGGCGGCACUACGUGACCAGUUUCUCAAGCUCGAGACAAGGGUCUUGGCAGACUUGCCGGACGGCAGCGGUGGCGAUGCGUCCGGAGGUCGAUCCGGAUCCAAGGCAACCGGAAAGAUGGGAACGGUGACGCUGACGAACGGACAUGCGGUGAAGGUGCUGGGCACGUGGUGGCAUGCAGAAGAGGUGGAGCCCCUCCCUUACAUGGGCUCCGGUCCGUACCAUGCCCGCUUCCAGCAGACCAUGUUGCGGAUCAAGGAUCCCAAGAGGUCGAUCCCCUUCUACGAGGAGAACUUCGGCAUGAAGCUGAUCCAUUGGAUUGAGUUUCCCGAGUUCAAGUUCACAGUCUACUUCUUGGAACGCCCAAGAGAAGGGCAGACUGUUCCAGCAUGCAGCAUGGAGAAGACCACCAUAGAGAACGAGAAGUAUCUUUGGACCAUGUCAGGAUCCACUUUGGAGCUGACGCACAACCACGGUGAAGAGAUGAACGACAACUUCAAGGUUUGGAAUGGAAAUGUAGGACGCGACGGAGAAGGUGCAAACUAUGCUGAUGAGCCUGCAGCGCGUGGGUUCGGGCAUGUCGCCUUCAACUGCGACGAUGUGUACGAAGCCUGCGAGCGUUUGGAGAAGAACGGUGUGAAGUUUCAGAAGAAGCCGGACGAAGGUCGAAUGAAGGGCUUGGCCUUUGCGUUGGAUCCUGAUGGAUACUGGAUUGAGAUCGUUAGGCGCGAGAAGUUGGGAUGGAAAGAGUACUACAACCUCUCUCAGACAAUGCUUCGCGUGAAGGAUGGCCCUGCCAGCGUAGAGUUUUACACCAAGCACUUGGGAAUGACGCUGCUGCGAAAAGUCGAUUUUCCACAAUACAAAUUUUCAUUAUACUUCCUGGCAUCGCUCACGCCGGCAGAGCUUGCAGAAUGCCUGCCGCUUGAUCCUGAAAACAAGCACGCCGGCGGCUUGAAUCCGGAGGUUCCGAACGCUCUGACGAAGAUCGCUUGGAGCCUUGGCACUUCGAACAGCUCUCUGACCGUGGCUGUGGCUUCCACGCUUUGA